UGAUCAGUCCAGCUGAUGAUAUUUUUUUCUGCCACUCAGUGUUCAUCUCCCAAGUUGGAAGAGGAUGAUGAGAUCAGUGAGGAAACUUUGAACUCUGACAUUCAGAAACUGAAGGAGAAACGGGACAUGCUGGACAAGGAGAUUUCCCAGUUAGUAAAAGAAGGCUACCGUGUGGGUGAGCUGGAGGACCAUAUCGCUCUCCUCCAUGAGUACAAUGACAUCAAGGAUGUGGCACAGAUGCUGCUGGGAAAGCUGGCUCUGACCCGAGGUGUCACCACCAAGGAGUUAUAUCCAGAUUUUGGUCUAGACCUGAGUGACUGAGCAGAGAGUCUGGCAGAUUUUUAUCUACGGCCCACAGGGACAAGUGGAUGGGGAACAUGAAAAGCAGAGAGCCCAGACAGUACAUUCGUAUAGUUUCCAGAAAAAAAAUGCUAGAAGCCCAAAUUUUUUUUUAAAGGGCCCAAACUAAGUUUAGGGUGGGUCCUAGAUAGGGGGGUGUUGGGAGGGGAGGGCAUUGUUGGUUCUAAGGUUCCUAAAUGUACUUGUGAAUGGAUAUGUGGGGUUGUCCCUUUUGUUAAUAAACAUGAGCAGUCUCUAUA
Messenger RNA from Cricetulus griseus (Chinese hamster), 599 nucleotides. NCBI's taxonomy places the organism in Eukaryota, Metazoa, Chordata, Mammalia, Rodentia, Cricetidae. The record is from RefSeq and is a predicted model, not a curated record.